Molecule: messenger RNA, 762 nt
Organism: Lodderomyces beijingensis
Lineage: Eukaryota; Fungi; Ascomycota; Pichiomycetes; Serinales; Debaryomycetaceae
Source: the annotation of a GenBank genome assembly
AUGCUCAGACAACUAUCAAUUGCAAGGCCUUUCUUGCCUUUCGCGCCACUCAAGACUCCCAUUAGACUAUUGGCCACCAAUGGACCAAUUGCCGUCAAAACCACCAAUACAAAGGCCAACGCCAAAGCACGUGCAACCACCAAGGCCAAACCUUCUAAACAGUUGACUCAAUUGCAAGCAAAGCUCAGCAAAGCCAAAGAAGCCCAGAAACAAACAUCAGAAGCCCUCAAACUCAAACAACAGGAAAUCAAACAAGCCAUCAAGCAACGCAAGCAAAAGCAAGACUUGUUGGCCAAAAGAGAGCAGGAUAAAGCGACAAGAAAACCGCGUCCAUACAGAUUGGUCAACUUGUACAUGAACCAGCGCAAGGGGGCGCUCCAAGACGCCCACAAGGCCAUCUCGGCGUUUUCAAGCGACGAACGUCAAAAGUGGCAACAAGCAGUACAGGAGUUCAAUCGGCAAGCGGCCCGGUUCUUCACGCCCAAACCCACUUUUGGUCCGCGCAAUGCAGCACAACGGUACCUCAAAGAAAACCUCCAGCUGAUUGGCGACGAUUCUCAUUCGCCUGCUGAGCGGUUGACGCUUGUUAUGCGCCAAUGGAAAGCGUUGCCCGAGUCGGAGAAACUAAAGUAUGGCGUGGAUAAGCUGCAAGUGGUGGAGAUGAACCGAGCUUUGAAGGACUGGAGAAAUUCGAGAGUGGUUGAGUACCGCAAGUACUUGGAUUUCAAAAAGAACUACAAGCUCGAUCUUGAUGACUAUUAA